Heterostelium album PN500 is the source of this 1809-nucleotide messenger RNA. It is a transcript of the gene npl4, whose product is annotated as NPL4 family protein. Gene Ontology annotation, molecular function: ubiquitin protein ligase binding; ubiquitin binding. Gene Ontology annotation, biological process: ubiquitin-dependent protein catabolic process. The transcript has 4 exons. NCBI's taxonomy places the organism in Eukaryota, Evosea, Eumycetozoa, Acytosteliales, Acytosteliaceae. Gene Ontology annotation, cellular component: nucleus. Bases 1 to 1809 code for a protein of 602 amino acids. The record is from RefSeq and is a predicted model, not a curated record.
AUGAUUAUCGCAGUUAGAACACCUGUAGGUACAAAAAGAGUGGAAGUACCAGAUGGAUCAACAGUCAGAUCGAUCUACGAAAGCUUAAAGAAUAUGGGUGUCAAUGUAGAGGGAACAUAUCUAUCGAUUUCCCCACGUGAUCCACCAAUGAAACCGGAAUUAACAAUCAGUCAAUCCGGUAUAAAACAUGGUGAUAUGCUUUUAUUAAUAUCUGUACAGUCAACAACAAAUAGUAGUAACAAUAACAACAAUAAUAGUAGUAGUAGUAGUAAUAAUAAUAAUAAUAAUACAGUUUCAUCACCUGCAUCAAGUCAUUCAAGUUCAAAUAGCUCAAGUGUUUCAAGUGGAAAAUCAUUGUCUUGCAAACAUGCACCCGGUGACAAGUGUGUGUUUUGCUCAGAUAGUUUGGGUGAGAAGAAGUGCACUCAUCCCGAGUCGGCAACCUGUCCAAACUGUCAGGACAAGAAGUUCACCGGUAAGAAGUUAAAGUGGCUGUGCAAUCAUCCACCCGGUGGCAAGUGCAGCAACUGUCUCAGAGUACCAAAGAAAGUAUCGUAUAAAUGUACACACGGUCCCAGUGCAGUAUGUUCCAAUUGUAUAGAUAAAGUAACAAAUAGCAAUAGCAGUGGCGACGUCAAUAGUGGUAAUAGCGGCGCUUCUUCACCGGCCGGCGAUCGUUCUUCGGCACCUUCAUCUCCACCCAACUUGGAUGCAAACAACAACAACUAUGUCGAGAAGCAGUCGCCAUUCGCCAACAAGCAGAAGCCGGCUGCCGCUCCAGCCACCAAGUGCUUGCACGGCGCCAACGCAAAGUGUACAAACUGCUUGCCAAAAGACGAUCCCAACGACACCGAACCACCCAAACGUAGAUGCAAAAACCACGGUAUCCACGGUAGCUGCAUCGAGUGUAUCGAGUGGCGUGAGUCACUCAAGAUGAAGUUGAAGAGUCAGGACGCUGCACAUUGUCCGGGCGCAGCAAUCGCCGUCACACCGGCCAACGAGUUCCAGCACUACGUCAGCAGUCGCAAGUUUGAAGAGCAACGCAUUGGAUUCCUCUACGGUAACUUUUUGCAGGAUGGAUCGGUCUCUGUCGAUGUAAUAUACGAACCACCACAAAAGGGUGACAAGAAAUCGGUUACUCUUCUCGAGGACAAAUCAAUUGACAAAAUCGAAUCACUCGCCAGCUUGCUGGGAAUGACUCGUGUCGGAUGGAUAUUCUCGCAUCCCUCAAGAAAAUAUGUUAUGUCAUCCUCGGAAAUCUUGCAAGCCGCCAACUACCAAAAUAAAUUUGGUAACUCUUUUGUAACAUUAAUUCUAUCUGUUAAUAGUGAAGGUAAUAGUAAUUUAGAAGCAUUCCAAGUCUCUGAUCAAGCGAUGAAGCUAGAGAAAACAGGAGAGUUCCAAUCGAAUCAAUCGGAGCCAACCAUUUGUAAAUUAAAAUCACCGGUACUCGUCGAAGGUUCAGAGACUCUGAAUGCAGACAACAAUUUCUUUAUAGUCACAGUUCCUGUCAAGGCAAGAGAAGACAAACCUGUCUUGAAUUGUGUAUUCCCAGUCAACAAUAGAAAUCCACCAACCUCUGACUCUGAUCUCGCUUCCUACAAGAUUGACAAUCAAGAUCAAUCCAAAUUGACAUUCUUUUCAGAUUUCCAUUUCCUUGUUUAUUUAUUAAUGCAUGGUAUAUUUGAUUUAAAUACUGAUCUCCCACUUAUCUGCGAUAAUGUUAGAUCGAGAACAUCAAAUAGUUUAGAUAUUUACUAUGAGUUGAUUGAAGCUCAUGUUGGUGAACUUAUUGGUCAUGAUCAUUAG